AUGAUCAUCUUGAAAAUCAUCUCAAACACUGGACACAACGUUGCAGCUGAUUACUGGUCCCUUGGAAUUCUGGUCUUCGAACUGCUGUCGAAAAGAACCCCCUUUAGAGCGAAAGAUGAUCUUGCAAUUUAUGAAGGAAUUCUUCGUGGAAUCCACAGUGUGCAAUUUCCUUACAAAAUCUCCAGAAAAGCAGAAAAUCUUAUCAAAGCGCUUUGCCGCCAAGAGCCCUCCGAGAGAAUCGGUUACCAAAAGGCUGGAAUCAGCGAUAUUCGCAAACACAGAUGGUUUCAAGGUUUCGACUGGGAAGGACUACAACAAGUCAAGGUCGUUGCGCCCCACGUGCCUGAUAUCAAGCUCGACGGGUCAGACCAAAGACCUUCAAAAGAGAUUGACUUUUUUCCAAAUCGAAAGAACGCCUUCGAUAUGUCCAACUUCGAGAAAAUCAAGGAAGAAGACUUAUCCAAGAUUCCCGACGAAACCUCGGGCUGGGAUGCCGAGUUCUAG
This is a messenger RNA of Oikopleura dioica, 504 nucleotides long. The record is from the annotation of a GenBank genome assembly. Lineage: Eukaryota; Metazoa; Chordata; Appendicularia; Copelata; Oikopleuridae.